CGUUAUAGUAAUCUGUAUAGCUAAUAUGAUAUAGCACGCCACCCGUUUAGAGUACUGUCACGUCAACGGUGAAUUUAGCGCCUCUACUCAUCUACUGUGACAUCAUCUUACAAAACCGAGUGAAAAGUCCCAACACUACACCGUGGAAUUUCUCACAAGAAGGCAGGUAAAAUCCCACCUCAUAUAACAACACUGGUGAAUUAUUCGAAAACCAGGAGCAAAAGUCCUACGUGAAACCAAAGAAUUCUUCACAAGAAGGCAGGCAAACACAUCACAUGAAAUCGACAUCACGCGAAAAACCAGGCGGACACACUGAAGAGGCACACAUUCCCUGCAUCCCCGGCUGACAUAAAACCGUGGAAUUCAUCACGGAAAGGCAGGUAAAGCCACUCACAGCACACAUCAUCGGCACCACAACCUUGUCACUACAUCCUGUGUAUGACACAGCCUGUAUAAGAACCGACCAGUAUAAGAACAUAACGUAACUCAAAAACCCGGGCGGACAAUCCCCAACCCCAAGAAGACAACCCUCGAAAACAGGGUCCCUCGGCGACCGAGCGCAUCGAAGCCUCGCCGCGAAAACAAGAUGGCCGACGAUGGCGACGUGCUGCACACGGGCGGCUGCCACUGCGGCGCCGUGCGCUUCGAGGUGUGGGCGCCGCCGACGCUGCGCGCGAUACGCUGCAACUGCAGCGUCUGCACGAAGAAGCAAAACUGGCACUUUGUCGUCGCCGCGCGCAAGUUCCGUCUGCUCGCGGGCGAGGCGUCGUUGCACGAGUACAGGUUCGGCACGCGAGCGGCGCGCCACACGUUCUGCGGUGUGUGCGGCGUGCAGAGCUUCUACACGCCGCGCUCGAACCCGGACGGACGCGGCAUCGCGCCACACUGCCUCGACCCGGGAACCGUCGUCGCCGUCACGUGGGAGCUGUUCGACGGCCGACGCUGGGAGCAGGCGAUGCGGGAGAGACCCGAACUACGCGAGAGGUCGCGAGACGGCCCAAAGGUCGAGGAAAGGUCGGCGGGCGGCCUGAAGGUCGAGGAAAGGUCGGAGGGAGGCCCGGAGGUCGAGGAAAGGUCGGAGGGAUGUCCGGAGGUCGAGGAAAGGUCGACGGGUGGCCCGGAGAUCGAGGAAAGGUCGGCAGGCAGCCUGGAGGUCGAGGAAAGGUCGGAGGGAGGCCCGGAGGCCGAGGAAAGGUCGGAGGGUAGCCCAGAGGUCGAGGAAAGUUCAGUGGAUGGCCCUGACAUUAAAGAAAGGUCGACAGGCGGUUCUGAAGUCUGAGAUUGAUCGAUCGAUGGGUGGGCAGGCUGGACGACCAGACAUGAACAACUAGUCGGUGAGAGGGCAUGACGCAUGACUGAGAGAGAUGCUUGGCACGUGCUGCUACCUAGGCAGACGGAGAUCAAGACUACACAGUGGGUUACGCAGGGGAAUGCUCUAUGGGGACUGUGGCACGAUAUGAUAUUUAUUCAUGACAAGUGUAUCCCGUCAUCGCGCAUUAUCACGCAACACGACAUCGAAAUCUAACCCAUAGACCUUAAUGCACAUGUUCUAUAAAAAGACAUGUAUUCCAAUUUUUGUCUUCCAAUUUUUCAAAGUUUUGUCACCAUUUGACAAUGUUAGGAGAUUCGUGGGGAUGGUUUACUCACAAUAAACAUUUACUGUAGGAGAUUAACGUAUUUAUUAGUCACUAUCUUGCCUACUUUGAUUGACAUUCAGAGGUAUGUUUACGUUUAAUUAUACGAUGGUACAAAAUUGUGACAUAGCAAUAUAGAUACAUCCUAAGUUAAUGCUUCUUUUCCAUCGUCAUAGAUCGAACUUCAUAUAUAGUAACUCAUGCACUUGCACGCACGCACGCACACACACACACACAUGUUCACGUAGUAUAUAAACUUACACGCAUACAAUCUCUCACAAACAUAAGCUCUGUCACACGUGAACACGCAUGGCUAGGCCCUCUAUAUUAACACACACACAUACACAUAUAUACAUAAAGACUUACUCAUGAUGUGUCCAGCUUUCUGUAUCACAGAGUAUCCAACGAGUGUUAUCACAGCUAUCUGACAUAGUUCUGGGUGACUAUA
Priapulus caudatus is the source of this 2082-nucleotide messenger RNA. Its product is annotated as centromere protein V-like. NCBI's taxonomy places the organism in Eukaryota, Metazoa, Priapulida, Priapulimorpha, Priapulimorphida, Priapulidae. Gene Ontology annotation, molecular function: carbon-sulfur lyase activity. Bases 587 to 1279 code for a protein of 230 amino acids. The transcript has 2 exons. The record is from RefSeq and is a predicted model, not a curated record.